AUGGGCACUACAGACCAUGUCAUCGUCCUGGCAUCCACGAAUCGAGCUGAUGUUUUGGACAAUGCUCUGAUGAGGCCUGGGCGACUCGAUAGGCAUGUCUUCAUUGAUCUUCCCACUCUGCAGGAGCGGCGGGAGAUUUUCGAGCAGCACCUGAAAGGCCUGAAGUUGACCCAGCCGAGCAGUUUCUACUCCCAGCGACUGGCAGAGCUGACACCAGGAUUCAGUGGCGCCGACAUCGCCAACAUCUGCAAUGAGGCUGCCCUGCAUGCUGCACGGGAGGGGCACACAUCUGUCCACACGUUCAACUUUGAAUAUGCGGUGGAGUGUGUCAUUGCCGGAACUGCUAAAAAGAGUAAGAUCCUUUCCAAGGAGGAGCAGAGAGUGGUUGCCUACCAUGAGUCUGGCCAUGCCUUGGUUGGUUGGCUGCUCGAGCACACAGAAGCUGUAAUGAAGGUCUCCAUAGCACCUCGAACAAACGCUGCUCUGGGCUUCUCUCAGAUGCUCCCUCCGGACCAGUACCUCUUCACCAAGGAACAGCUGUUUGAGCGGAUGUGCAUGGCGCUAGGAGGUCGCGCGGCUGAGGACAUCUCAUUCAGCAGGGUGACCUCUGGGGCCUAGGACGACUUGAAGAAGGUCACCCGCAUUGCCUACUCCAUGGUGAAACAGUUUGGGAUGGCACCUAGCAUUGGGCCUGUCUCCUUUCCUGAGGCACAAGAGGGCCUCAUGGGCAUUGGACGGCGUCCCUUCAGCCAGGGCCUCCAGCAGCUGAUGGACCAUGAAGCCAAACUGCUGGUGGCUAAGGCCUACAGACACACCGAGAAGGUGCUGCUGGACAACCUGGACAAGCUGCAGGCGCUGGCGAAUGCCCUUCUGGAAAAGGAAGUGAUAAACUAUGAGGACAUUGAGGCCCUCAUUGGCCCACCACCCCACGGGCCAAAGAAAAUGAUCGCACCACAGAAAUGGAUUGAUGCUGAAAAGGAGAAACAAGCCUUGGGGGAGGAGGAAGGUCCGGCUCCUUAGCCUCCACCUCCAAGGCCCAGCUCCACUUUCCUCAA
Messenger RNA from Alexandromys fortis (reed vole), 1055 nucleotides. Its product is annotated as paraplegin-like. Lineage: Eukaryota; Metazoa; Chordata; Mammalia; Rodentia; Cricetidae. Gene Ontology annotation, biological process: mitochondrial protein processing. The record is from RefSeq and is a predicted model, not a curated record. Gene Ontology annotation, cellular component: m-AAA complex. The transcript has a single exon. Gene Ontology annotation, molecular function: ATP binding; ATP-dependent peptidase activity; ATP hydrolysis activity.